Molecule: messenger RNA, 1202 nt
Organism: Acomys russatus (golden spiny mouse)
Lineage: Eukaryota; Metazoa; Chordata; Mammalia; Rodentia; Muridae
Gene: Lrrc23
Product: leucine rich repeat containing 23
Exons: 7
Coding region: 171-1202 (343 amino acids)
Molecular function (GO): protein binding
Source: RefSeq, a predicted model, not a curated record
UAUAACAACAGUAUACAACCCCUGCCUCCCCGCUGUGUCUUCCAAAACACAGUCCUUGCCUCUGCACAAAGAUCCUCUCCAUAGCUAGAGGAACAGAGCCAGGGUCUGCGGCCCCUUCUGAAGCACCAGGACUGAGUUUCAUCUGACUCCAGAACGCAGAGGGGAGAAAGAUGUCGGACGAAGAUGAUCUGGAUGACAUUGAGCCAGACCAGGAUGACCUGGAAAAAGAUGAGGAUGACAAAGACAUGGAGGAGUGGGAAGACUACAGGAAAGAGGGCGAAGAAGUCUCCGAGGAAUGGAUGCCCAUGCCCCUCACUGAGGCCAUGAUGAAGGAAGGGCUGUCUUUACUCUGCAAGACUGGCAGUGGGCUGGCCCAUGCUUACAUUAAGCUGGAGGCUAAGGACAGGGACCUCACGGACAUCUACUUACUCCGCUCCUAUAUCCACCUUCGCUACGUGGAUAUUUCUGAGAACCACCUAACAGACCUGAGCCCGCUCAAUUCUCUCACUCACCUCCUGUGGCUCAGGGCUGACGGCAAUCAGCUUCGGAGUGCCCGGUUGAAUGAAUUGCCCUACCUUCAGAUCGCCAGCUUUUCCUACAACCUGAUCGUGGACACGGAAGGCAUCUUUCAUCCCCGUCUGGGAAGCUUGGAUCUCAAAGGGAACCGCAUCCGCUACGUGACUGGUCUGGAUCCUGAAAGGCUGACUAGCCUGCACACCCUGGAGCUCCGGGGGAACCAGCUAGAAAGCACAACGGGAAUCAACCUUCCUAAGCUAAAGAAUCUCUACCUGGCUCAGAACAUGCUGAAGAAGGUGGAAGGCCUGGAGAACCUGAGCAACUUGACCACCCUGCAUCUUCGAGACAACCAGAUUGAAACUUUGGAUGGCUUCUCCAAGGAGAUGAAGUCACUGCAAUACCUCAACCUGAGGAGUAACAUGAUUGGUGACCUGAGUGAGCUGGCCAAACUGCGGGACCUGCCCAAGCUUCGAGCCUUGGUGCUGCUGGACAACCCGUGUGCGGAGGAGACUGACUACCGCCAGGAGGCCCUGGUGCAGAUAGCGCACCUCGAGCGCCUAGACAAAGAGUUCUACGAGGAUGAGGACCGCGCCGAGGCCGAUGAGAUCCGCCAGAGGCUGAAGGAGGACCAGGACCAAGAUCUCGAUGCAGAACAUGACAUGGAACCAUACACACCACCAACUUAG